GGCAGAAGGAAAAGAAGGCGAGUGAGAAGAACAAAAAAAAAAGCCAAAAAGGCUCAGCUCUUGCUCUGCAGCACAAAUAAAAUUUCUUCGCUGCUUGUAACCCGAAGAACCUUUUUUUUCUUCUUCCUUUCAACAUUAAAAAACAGGAUAAAAUUUUCAAAAAAAUGGGAAAUUAACUACAAAAAGAACUUUAAUUAAACAAAUUUCCAUCAAACAUAAUCCCAACAGUGACAAGAAAGUGACAAAUUAAAGCAAAGAAAUCCAGUUUUAGUUCUUUUUUCUCUUCUCAAUUUUUUUCUUUUUUUUUGUAUAUAGAGAGCUCUAGUGUGUGUUUGAAAAGCAAAAGUGUUUUUUUCUUGCAAUUUCCUUGUCGUCGUCGUCCAAUUCCGAUACAUACCUUGCAGCUUAAAUUAAAAAAAAAGUUACUUCUGAAUUCCCUUAAUAUUUUAUUUAUAUUUAUUUGUUACAACUUUUUUUAUAUUGUUUAUGACGAAAAAUAAUUAAAUGAAAAGCUGAAGUGCAUCAAGAAAAUAAUUCCCAAAAGGAAAAAAAGAAAGAAAAAAAGGAGGAGAGGAAUCCUACGAUUUCGAUUUUCUUCUGUGGAAAUUGAAAAAAAAAAAAAAAGUUUACAGGUUCUUCGGGGUUCAUCAAAAAAAAAAGGAGAAAUUUGAUCGGGAAUUUUUUUGCCUUCAAUUUUUGUAUAUUUUUUCAUUAAAAAUUAUUCCGAAAGAAAGUAAAAUUUUAUCCAGAAAAAAAAGAAAAUUCAAUAUUCAUCUACUAGUUUUGGGAAUGAGAAGAAAAUCUGCGUGUCUCGUCGUGUAUAUUUUUUUUAUAUGUUGAGUGAAAAAGGGAGUGUAUAGUAUAGUUUUUUUUUUUUUUCUUUGAGUGUUGGUUGGUUGGGUCUUGUGCAAAAGUCAAAGGCAACAACAAACAAAAAAAAAGCAACAAAAAAGAAUAGUGGAAGGAAAUAUAUUAUUAUAAAAUUUUGCUUUUGCAUUAUUGUUGUUAAUAAAAAUUGUAGUUGUAAAAAAAACUCGGUAGUUUUGUAUUUUUAAUUUAUUUUUGUUCUACCGAAAAAAAAUCCUAUUUGAAAGAACUUUGGUUGCGGCUGAUGUCUUUAUGCUUUAAACAUGGUGAAACUGGUCGUGCUACGCUUCAAUAUUAGGAUAUUUGUGAUUACAAAUCAUGACAGAAGGACAUGAAAGCGACUUCUUAGUUAAAGUUCGAGCACAGGUAAUGACUAGAGACGAGAGUACAGAGGGUUGGUUACCACUUGCUGGGGGUGGUUUAGCUAACGUUUCAAUACGCAAACGUACUAGACUAUCCCCCGGCGCAGGUGGACAUGAAUACAUAAUCUAUGGACAAAGAAUUUCGGAUCAGAAUGUUAUCCUAAGCUGUGUUAUAAAUCGUGAUUUAAAAUAUUUCAAAGUUAUGCCAACUUUUCAUCAUUGGCGUGCAGGCAAACAACGUAAUGGUUUAACAUUUCAAACAGCUGCCGAUGCGAGAGCUUUUGAUAAAGGAAUCGUUCGAGCUUACAAUGAAUUGAUUGACGGAUUGGCUAAAUCAAAUCCAUCUAUUAUAUGGCCUCCUUUAACCAAAUACGACUCAGUUGGCGAAGAUGAUGUAUUUAUGACGUUGGAUUUACCUAUUGACACCGAAACACAAACCAGUCCAGAAGGUAGCGAAAAGAGUCAUGUUUCUCCCACAGGGAGCAGUGAACGAGAUAAAGACAGUGAAAAGGAAAAAGGCAGCAUUCAGUACAUAUCCAGUGAUAAGCUACCACCAUCUCCUCUACCAAAUCCAAAUGCAGAGCAGCCAUCGAUAGCACCAAGUGAAAACUAUUCCUACGUCACUUUAACCGCAGUUCAUGAUUACAAUUAUCCAGUUGUAGAUCAACCAGCUGCGGCACAAGUGUUAAAUGCACGCCGUGAAUCUAUCUGCAAUUUAAAGAAACGCACCGCACUUGAUGGUUCGCCUGAUGGGACAACCGAUUCAGGAGGCUUUAAAGUACCAGUGAUGGGCAAUAAUAAUAGGGUGCGAUGUCGAUAUUGUCAUGAAUUGUAUUUGGACGAAUGUAACCGAAAGGGUGCAUGCGAAUUUGCCCCCGACAAUUUUAGAACGGGUUUUGAAUGUAUUUCGGGUAUGGGUUGUGCGCGUUGUAUGUUGUAUCAUUGCAUGAGCGAUGCUGAAGGAGAAACACCAUCGCAUCCAUGUGAAUGUGUGAAUGAAACGGGUUGCACGAAGAGAUGGAUUGGCCUAACACUACUUUCCUUGGUUGUACCAUGUCUGUGGUGCUAUCCACCACUACGAGCUUGCCACUGGGUUGGCGUAUCCUGCGGCGUAUGUGGUGGAAAGCAUAAGCCGCAGGUCUGACAUUUGGAGGCUAGAUUACAGCAGUUCGAUAACUUUUACUAUACAAACUAUCCGCAAGAAGACCAUUACAUCAACAAACAACAACAACAAAAACUACAAAAACAAUUAAAACAUCAGCAGCAACAACAACCACAAUAUCAACCAACAUCGGUUCGAGCGCAACUAAAUGAUUAUGGCAGACUUGUGUUUUAAAAAAAGUUUUAAAAAUGUUUAAAAAAAAUAAAAUCCAUAAAAUCCAAUACUAAACAAUUUCACCGAAUACGAACAAAAAAAAAACAACAUUUUCAAACGAAAUAGGAACAAAAUUGCAAAUAAAAAAAAAUUAAAUUAAAAUUUUAACUCUUUCUGCUGAACAAAUCAAUACCAAAUGAGAAUGAAGUACAAUACUAUAAAAGAAAAAAAAUGUUUUUUUUUUUAAAUUAACUUUUAGUUUUAUAUAUAAACAACUUUCUCUUCUUCUCUCUUUAAAAGUAGAGUAGAUACAAUUUUUUUUAUGUAUUAUAUUAUUUUUCGAAUUAUUUUUUGUUCUUAUUUUUUUACAUACAAAAAUUAUAUUUGUACGCAUAGUAAGUAACACAAAAAGUUUAUGACACAAAUUGCAACAAAAUCAACACAUUGCACAAGUACUUUUUCUAUAUUAUUUCCAUGCAUUUUAUUUAAAUAUAAUUUAUACUAAGUUUUUUUUUAUUUAUUGCAUAAAUUAUUAUAUAAAAAUGAAUAAAAUAUUUCUUAAAAAUA
Episyrphus balteatus (marmalade hoverfly) is the source of this 3111-nucleotide messenger RNA. RefSeq names its product sprouty-related, EVH1 domain-containing protein 2 (gene Spred). NCBI's taxonomy places the organism in Eukaryota, Metazoa, Arthropoda, Insecta, Diptera, Syrphidae. Gene Ontology annotation, cellular component: membrane. Bases 1186 to 2373 code for a protein of 395 amino acids. Gene Ontology annotation, biological process: multicellular organism development; negative regulation of MAPK cascade. The record is from RefSeq and is a predicted model, not a curated record. Gene Ontology annotation, molecular function: protein kinase binding. The transcript is spliced from 8 exons.